This is a messenger RNA of Trypanosoma rangeli, 678 nucleotides long. RefSeq names its product receptor-type adenylate cyclase. The transcript has a single exon. The record is from RefSeq and is a predicted model, not a curated record. Lineage: Eukaryota; Euglenozoa; Kinetoplastea; Trypanosomatida; Trypanosomatidae. The coding region runs from base 1 to 678 and encodes 225 amino acids.
AUGUACCUCUCCGCCUGCUCCGUCGGUGAGGCCCACGCAAUCAUUUCGGGCCCGCACAAAGCUGCCGCCGCCGACGUGCUGCGCUGCACACUCGUGACGUUCGACAUCAAGCUGAGGUCGUUGAAGCUUUUCGAGUGGCAGCAGACUGUCACGCAGGACCUCCCCCGUACAGGGUGGGUUUUUGUGCUUGGCAUCUUCAGCACCGACCUCCCCCUCAUUUUGGGCCACGUUGCCGCGCACCUGGACCUGCACGUUCUGAUGUCGUAUGCCGAACACAAUCUUCGGUGCUUGUGCUUUGUUCGCAGGGAGGCGGACGGUGCCACGGACCGCGUUUUUUACGCGACGAGCCUGCUGCACUGGGCGGACACGAAGUCGCAGGUGAAGAUUGCGCGCAGCUACCACGCUGCCGUGACGAACAGUUCCCGGUGGUCGCCGCUGGGGCUGAGGGGUUUUGUGGUUGUUUGUGCGAUGCUGGCCCUUUCGGAGGUGACGGGCGGCAUCACGUUCGAGCUGCUCCUGCAGGCACUCUACGUGUACAGGAUGAUUUUUGUGGGGGCUGGCAUGACGCUUGGUUUCUUUGCGUCUCUGCACCCCCCGGUGUGCGGCGACUCUUCUCAUUGUCUGGUGAACUACGGUGCAUUCGACAUUGCCCUCUGGUCGAUGUCGCGGGUCGCUUGA